Molecule: messenger RNA, 22432 nt
Organism: Tympanuchus pallidicinctus (lesser prairie-chicken)
Lineage: Eukaryota; Metazoa; Chordata; Aves; Galliformes; Phasianidae
Gene: PKHD1
Product: PKHD1 ciliary IPT domain containing fibrocystin/polyductin
Exons: 67
Coding region: 427-12516 (4029 amino acids)
Source: RefSeq, a predicted model, not a curated record
UAGUGGAAUUUUAGCUAAUAAGUAAACUGAGUGUAGACUAUUGAGCAGCUCAGGGUUAUCUUUCAUUGGGCUCCUGUAAUCUUUGGCUGUAUGCACAUGAAACAUCAGGUCUUGAUCAAAAACAAACCCAGCACCACUGGUUCCAUGGCUGGGCAGAACUCCAAAAUUUCCAUGAAGGUUGACUGCCCAUGAUUUCGUGCUACUGCCUCUCUGAAUCUUUUUCAUUUCCCUUUGGGGAUGAGGCAGGGACUGACAGAGCUUCCAACCAAGCAUUGUGGGAGAGCCAGUAUCCAAGGAAAUGGGCAGUUACACUAUCAGAGCCUUCUUGAUUAACUCAUGUGAGGAAUGGAAGGACAACAACGAGGAUAAGAAGAGAUGCUAAGGUCCUGAGCCGUGAUCCUGUGAAAUCCCCAUCCAGGUUCCAAGAUGAACCUAUGGAGACCGUCUUUUCUGGUGUUCUUUGCAGUGACCUCUGAGGGACUGCUCACAGAGCCCCAGGAGGGCAGUGUUGCUGGAGGAACGUGGAUUACUGUCACUCUGGAUGACUCAGCAUCCCAUGAGCUAGAACAUCUCUCUCCAGCCAGCUGGCCCCACCUGGAGGUGUCCCUGGUGAAUGCAGACCUGCCCACGUUGCCGUGUGAUGUCUCUCCUGUGUAUUUUGACUUAUCCAUCGUAAGAUGUAGAACAAGGUCUUCACCCCAGGAGGGUUUGUACUAUGUGGAGGUGAGCUUUAAAGGACGUGUGAUUAACAACCUGACUAGGGUGGAGAAAGAAAACUAUGCUUUCAAGUUUUCUGCUCUGCAGACUCCUGUGGUUUACCAAAUUAGCCCACCAUCUGGCAUCCCAGGAAAUUUAAUAGAGAUCUAUGGGAAGACAAUUGCUGGGAGAUAUGAGACCCUGGACUUCAAUGUGGAUUAUAUUGAUGGACCAGCUGUCCUUGUGGCAGAAGGAGAUGGAUGGACCAGCCUCUGCUCUUUUGCUGACGGGCAAGCAGGAAACAUCUAUUCCAUUCAGACAAAAGAAGGACUAGGAACCAUGCAGUGCCGGGUGGAAGGGAACCACAUAGGGUCCCACAAUGUCAGCUUCUCAGUGUUUAACAAAGGAAAGUCAGUGAUAGACAAAGAUGCUUGGCUCAUGAGUGCCAAGCAGGAGCUUUUCUUGUACCAAACACAUUCAGAAAUAGCCUCUGUGUUCCCAGCGGCUGGAAGUCUUGCAGGAGGAACUGACCUCACCAUUACGGGGGAUUUUUUUGAGCAGCCCGUGCAGGUCACUGCUGCAGGUGUCCCCUGUAAAGUCAAGCGUGUCUCUCCACGGCAAAUCAUCUGCACCACUGAGGCUGUUGGCAGGAACAGGAUGCUUGGUGCCCCCCAGCCAGGAAAUCGGGGGCUUCUCUUUGAAGUCUGGGAUGAUGCCUCUGAUCUGACAGAAGCAGGGCCUGGAUAUAGAUGGCAGUUUGUACCUAGUGCCCAAUCCCCAGUAAGAUUUCUGUCUGCAGCAAAGCAGUCCUUCAGCUCCAGGCUUCGUGGAUUUUUUGUGGCUCCUCAGACCAACAAUUACACCUUCUGGAUCCAGGCAGAUGGUCCGGCAUCUCUGUACUUGAGUCCAUCCCAAGACCCACAGCAUAAGGUGAGAAUUGCUGCUCUCCCAGCUGGCAAUUUGGAAUGGUCUGGAAAGUGGGUGAAGAACUGGAGCGAGAGUUGGCAGCCAAAAUCCCAGAAAUUUGAGCUAACUGCUGGCCUGAGGUACUACUUGGAAGCUCUGCAUCAUGGAAAGGCACCCAGCAAUGGGAUGAGAGUUGGAGUCCAGAUACACAACACCUGGCUGAAUCCCCAGGUGGUGAACAACUACUACAUUGAGAGACAUGAAAUUCGGGCUCGUGCCUUGUAUCUUCCAGAUGUACAGAUGCUGACUGUGUCUGGCACGGGAUGGUUCAGUAUCUCCUGGAGCAAUGCACCCCGCAGAAUGAUCCACACAAAUUCCACUGCUCAUCAGGUCCAAGCAGCAAUAGAGGAACUCCUUUCAGUUGGGUGUGACAUUGAGCCAACCUCUGCUAAAAUACUCUUCCGUGAUGGCUUUGAGAAACAAGGUACAGAAAACUCUGUCACCACAGAACGUGUUGUCUAUGGAACAGAGCCCUUCUGUGGGAGGUUCAGUGCUCGCAGCCCAAGCCAGCUGGUGAAAGCUUCUCCAUCAUCUCUACAAAGAUACGACCUUACUGAGUACACACAUGUUUGUUUUGCACAUAAAGGCCACAUGAGCAACGUCCUUCAUAUCUCAGUGUCCUACACCAACCUUUCCUUAUCUUCAGUGGAAAGAAACCUCACCUGCCAGUGGGAUUUCGAUGGCAGUGACCCCACAAGCUGGACGUUCUCCUGCACUGACCUCUGGACAGGGUGUGUGAGUCGCUCUGUGCCUCUCCAGGACCUUCUCAUCAACACCCCGGUGCUCGUACAUCAGAUUGACUUGCUGAGCAUCCAGCAGAAGGAAACCACUGGGUUGUUCUACCUUGAUGAAGUCAUCAUCACAGACAGAGCUGUGACUGUUUCUCAGAGGGAUCCCAACCCACGUCGGCUGGGUGGGCGGAUAAUAGAGGCAGUAACUGUGGUGGGGUCUUCUCCUACUUACAAUGUGUCCUGGCUGGUGUCUGGUUGUGGUGCAAGUCUGCCUCUUCUCUCCCUAAGAGGUGCAGUGCUCUGCGAGUGCUCUGAGGAGGACGGCCACCUCUACGUCUCCACGGAGGAUGUGAGAGUCAGCGUCACCAUUCAGAGGCUGCAGGUGUCAUCUCCACCUCUUGGAGGGACCUUCUGCAUACGCCUGGGAAGCACAGUGAUAUCAGAUGUUUCCGUGCACAUCUCCUCCCACCAGCUCUGCAGGCUUCUGCAAACCAACACAGACAGUUCUACAGCCCCAUACUUCAACACCAGUGACUUCAUCGUGACCAAAGACUCAGAGACUUGCUAUGAAAGCAUCUGGACUCUCACCUGGAGAACAAAAGCUGGGGACUUGCCCAAUGUUAUCAAUGUCUCUGCUGAAAACCUCAGUGGUCUGAAGCCAGCUAUUUCCAGUCGUGUGGUUUAUGAUGGGGGUGUCUUUAUUGGGCCAAUAUUUGGGGACAUGCUUGCUACCUCCAAUAACAAAACACAGGUGGUGGUGGUGGUGAAUGAUGUCCCAGCAAACUGUUCUGGUUCCUGUUCUUUCCAGUUCAGCCAGGAAGUGACACCCUUAGUCAGUGAUGUGGAGUAUUCAGCAGAUGACGGAUUCCAGGCCACAGUAGUUAUCAGGGGAGUUGGUUUCUCUGAGGAGAAGACAACCCUGCAGGUACAGGUGAAGAACACAACUUGCUACAUCGUAAUGUCAGAUCAAACCAGAGUGGUCUGCGUGAUGGAGAGGCUGCCACUUGGAGUCCACCAGCUGACAUUGCUAGUGAGGCCUUAUGGCUUUGCACUCAAUGCCAGCACAGGAGAAGGCAUCUUCCUAAGAGUUGAGCCCAGGCUGGUUGCCAUUGAACCUCCCAGAGCAUCAGAAAUUGGAGGACUGAGAGUGGCUCUCAGGGGGACUGGUCUGGAAGGGGUAGACCUGGUGUUGUUUGGAUCUCAGCCUUGCCCAAUUUUGGAGGAUACCAGAAGUUCAACACAAAUUGAAUGUAAAGUUCCCUCUCGGGGGGCAGAAGAUGCUGCUGUCCAUGUGACACUAGUUUCUGGGUACCAAUCAACAGCAUUCACCAACUUGUUCCAGUAUGACCCUUCCUUAAACCCUGCAAUUGUAUCACUGAGCAGAAACAGAAGUGGCUUAGCAGGGGGUCAGGAGCUUCAGAUUGGAAUAUCCUCAUUUGCGAACUACCGAGGGUCAGAUAUCAAGGUCCAAAUUGGGGGCGUGUGGGCACAAAUCCAGGUGCAGAUGGACAGUGGCCUUAAUGUGACGCUUCCAGCCUUGGCUGUGGGAUGGUACAACGUUUCUGUUAUCAUCAGUGGUGUUGCUAUUGCUUCAAACAGGGUUGAGCCAUUAAUCCACUACGUCUCGGAGGUCUUCAGCAUCGAGCCGUGUUGCGGCUCUUUCCUGGGUGGAACGCUGCUCACAAUCUCAGGGCUGGGCUUUAGCCAAAAUCGGUCCCUGGUUUCUGUUUCAGUAAAUGAACAAACCUGUCUGGUUACCCGCUUGGCAGAAGAGACCAUUUGGUGUCUGACCCCGCCAGCUGCUAAUUUCUCUAAUGAAGUUUCUCAAGAUGUCCCUGUCAGAGUAAAUAUACUCAUUAGCAAUAGCUCAUUUCAAAACGUUCCUGUUGCAAAAAGCAUCACCUUUAAUUACCAAAGAGCUUUGACACCUCUGGUUACCACAGUUGAACUGGAAAUUUUGGAGAGUAGCCUGUUCUUGAGCAUCCAGGGGGUAAACAUCACUGGAUCUGUAGCUAAGCUGGGAGACAGCGAGUGUGAGCUUGAGCUGCAACGUGGCAAUGAGUCUGCAAUGUUUUAUGAAUGCUCUUUACCACUGAGCAACCUGGAACCUGGGAUUUACCCUAUCCAGGUUAUCCAGAGACAGCUUGGAUAUUCUCAUGUGACAGCAAGGCUGCAGACCAUCACAGUAACUCCACGGAUAACCUCCAUAUUCCCAUCAGAUGGGUCUGUUUGUGGUGGGAUGUUACUUACUAUAUCAGGGAUUGCUUUAAGAUCCAGAAGAGAGCUGGGACAGGUCAGCCUGGAUGGUAAUUAUUCCUGUGAGCUCCAGAGCUCUGACAACAAUACCAUUACGUGCGUGGUCCUUUCAGGGACACACUUUUUGCCUUACCAGUGGUGGGCUGAGGUGUCUUGGGCUCUUAAUGUCACAGUGACUGUCAAUGGAAUCAGCAGUGUCUGCCUUGGGGAUUGUAUGCUCCACCUUCACGAGCAGUCAACUCCCCUUGUAGAUGCGGUGACAUGGGAGACCAGUGGGAUGUACACCAAUGUGACCAUCAGAGGGCAGAGAUUGGCAUGGCCAGGUGACAGCCCUGUGGUGCACGUGAACGACCAGGCUGUCUGCAAGGUCACUUUCUGGAAUGAGACCAGCAUCAGGUGCCAGAUGGACUGCAUUGCCCCAGGGGAAUAUAACAUCUCUGUAUCCAACAGAAGAAGUGGGCAAGCUUGCUUCAGAAAUACAUCCAGUGCUCUCACCAUCACGCCUCAAGUCCAUCAGUUUUACCCCCAAAACUUCAGUACCAAUGGUGGAGGCCUGCUCACUUUUGCAGGUGCAGCACUGAAAGGAAAGAGCAGGACAUCUGUUCUCAUUGGUCAGCAACCCUGCCUCAUCCUCAAUGUCACCUGUAUAGCCAUCCAGUGCACGGUGCCCCCAGGCAAUGGCUCUAGGGCACUGAGGCUGACAGUAGAUGGCAUCUCCUAUGAUAUUGGAGAAAUUAGUUACAGUGAGGAGUCUACGCCAGCUUUCCUUUCAUUUGUUGUGACUGGCCUCCUAUUAACAAUAAAUAUAUCACAGGUCAUGGAGAUGGACGCCAUCCAUGUAUUUGUUGGAGACUCUGCUUGUAGGGGUGUCACCAUCACUCACUCGGAGCUGCAGUGCUCUCCUCCUCUGCUCCCUGCUGGUGAAUACCCUGUGGUGGGUCUGCAUGUCCCCAAAGGCUGGGCUUCCUCCAACCUGACCUUCAUCUCUCAGCUGAUGGUGACAGCUGUGCGUUGCAACUGGGGUGGCUUGAAUGGAGGAGUGGUUCACCUGCAUGGAACUGGAUUUUCCCCAGGGCAGACUUUGGUCACCAUCUGUGGCAGCCCCUGUGAAAUGUUGGACAAUGCAACAACAACGAGCCUUAGCUGCCUUGCACCACGCUUACAAGCGUCCUUGGCCUUUCUCUGCAGCCUGACCCACUCUUCUGCCAACUGCCAAGAGGACAGAUCCACCAUUAUCGAAUGUGAUGUCCAAGUCAUGGUGGGUUCCUACCGCCAGCAAGGACCCGGGUCCUACCUGUAUCUAUGUGGGCAGAGCCAAGCUCAGCAGCUGCAGGGGGACACCAGCCCUUCCCAGAGCCACAUUGCUGGACUCGUUGCCAGCCCUAAAGUGGAAAGAGAUGAAGUUCUCAUCUAUAAUAGCUCCUGUAACAUUACCAUGGAAACUGAGGCAGAGAUGGAGUGUGAGGGAGCUAAUCAGCCAAUUACCGCCAAGAUUACUGAGAUAUGGAAAAACUGGGGCCAGAACACUCAGCCCGCCCUCCAGCUGUGCGGUCGCUGGGCCGAGGCUUCCAGCUGGCCCGCUGGCCGCCCGCCGCAAGAUGGCGCCAACGUCACGGUGGAAGCGGGCAGGACGCUGCUGCUGGGCGCCGCCACCGCCGUGCUGCACCUGCUGCACCUCAGAGGAGGCAAACUCGUGUUUACUGGUCCAGGACCUGUGGAACUACAUGCUCAUUACAUUCUGAUAUCUGAUGGAGGAGAGCUCCGGGUGGGAUCUUCCACAGCCCGUUUCCAACACAGAGCACGCAUCUAUCUCUAUGGAAGCCUCCACUCCCCACCACUGUUUCCAUAUGGGGCCAAGUUCCUGGCAGUGAGAAAUGGGACCCUUUCCAUCCAUGGCUGGAUGCCCAAAGUCACUUUCACAUACUUGAAGUCAUCAGCUCUUGCUAACGACUUACGAUUAGUGCUCCAGAAACCUGUUGACUGGGAACCUGGUGAUGAAAUUGUGGUGGGAAGGACAGGUCUUGGAGAUGCACAGCAGCAAGAAGAAGUGGCCGUUAUUGAGUCUGUCAAUAACACUGAGCUCUACCUUAGGUCACCACUCAGGUACUCCCACAACGUUGGAGAGGAAAGAGUGAAUGGCCAGAGCCUGCCUUUGACUGCUGUGGUGGCACUGCUUAGCAGAAGGGUUAUUGUUCAAGGGAAUGUCACGAAGGAGAGGAUCUCCCACGUCAGAGAGUGUGCAGAAGCAGGUGGCACAAGAGGUGGCUCCAGGUGUCUGUACAAGCGAAGUGAGAGGCAGCUGGGGUCUCGGGACCUGGGAGCUGUUGUCAUUGUGGAAGCCUUCCAGGGAGCAACGAGUCAGCUGCAAGUGGAGGGGGUCCAGUUCUACCACAUGGGCCAAGCAUUUUGGCAGCAACGCAGUGCCCUUACAGUUGCUGGCAAUGCACAGAUGGCAGAUUCUUACAUACGUGGUUGCUGUUUUUUGGACUCCUUUGGCCAAGGGCUCCAUCUGACUGGGAUCUCAAACCUUAGUGUAGACAGUAAUGUCUUCUUUAACAUUUCAGGACAUGGGCUUCUACUGGGAAGUGGCCUGGAGAAGGGGAACAGAAUCAGAAACAACAUAGUGAUUGGCCUUUCUGCAACAGAUGGUUUAUCCAACAUUGAGACUCUGUCACCAGCAGGGAUCUACAUCAGAGCUCCUGCCAACCACAUUGAGGGUAACACCGUGUGUGCUGCUGGAUAUGGGUAUUUCUUUCAUCUCUCUCCUGAGGGACCAUCCAAAAUGCCUCUCCUGUCCUUCAGUGAGAACACAGCCCACUCCUGCACCAGGCAUGGGUUGCUUGUCUACCCAGAAUAUUUGCCAGACAGCCCAAACGGCCCCAUUCAGUUUGACAGCUUCACAGUUUGGAGCAGCCAAGGUGGAGCCCAGAUUUUCAGUAGCAGCAACCUCAAACUCCAAAAUUUCCGAAUCUAUGCUUGCACGGAUUUUGGCAUUGACAUCAUUGAAAGCCUGGGAAACACAGCUGUAGCUAAUAGUGUUUUAGUUGGACACAUUGGGCAAAAGGAUAACACCUGCAUGUCAGCAGGACUGAAAACUCCCAAAAGAUUCCAGCUAUUCGUCUCCAACACAGCUUUCAGAAACUUUGAUAUGAGCAGUUGCACAGCUAUCAGGACCUGCUCGGGCUGUUACCAAGGGCAGGGUGGGUUUACAGUGAGCCUUGAACAUCUGACGUUCACCAACUCACCCUUCCAAGUGUCCUUCCCCUUUCCACAUGCUGCCAUUCUUGAGGAUCUUGAUGGCUCUGUCACUGGGAAGGAAGGAAGUCGUAUUCUCCCUUAUACAGACAUCCCUGCGGCUUCCUGCACAACCAGUGCCAAUUUCAGCCAAGCUCUGGGUGGCAGUGUAUGCAGCAAGGACCUUGUUUUCCACCGUAUGUCUCUUUACUUAAGAGAGGCUCCAGAGACUCCCUACAAUUUAACUGUGAUUGACAGUAGGAAUAAGACAACCACAGUCAAUUAUGUCCCUGACACUCUCUCAGACCUGCAUGGCUGGAUGUGUCUGCUCCUGGAUAAAGAGACCUACACACUGACAUUUGACAGCCCUUCGGUCAGCAAGCAGCUCCAGUAUUCAGUCACAUUUAGCAACUUCACAACUGGAAAUUACUUGCUGGUGGAACACAAGGAUCUUCCUGCCCAGCCUGAGGUUGUGGUGUCCUGUGGGAAAAGGACUGGACAGCCGCUCCAAUCUCUGCCUUCCUAUGGUCAUCACAGGAGCUGUGACUGGUAUCUCGACAGCACACUGAGGAAGCUAACCUACUUGGUCACAGGAGCUGACUUAAUUCAGCUGGAGCUGAAAGAGAAGGAAGGAGCCCCUUCACCUACAUCAGAUCCUUCUGAUUCUGUUUUGAAAUGGUCGCACCCAGAGACAUGGAAGGAUGUGGAAAAAGGCUGGGGUGGAUUCAACUGCAGCAUCCCAGGUCCAGGAGAAGAUGUCAUCAUCUUACCCAACCGGACCAUCCUGGUGGACACAGAUCUUCCUCCUCUAAGAGGUCUCUACAUCCUUGGGACUCUUGAGUUCCCCACCAACUCCAGCAAUGUCCUGAGUGCAGCCUGUAUUGUGGUUGUGGGAGGUACACUGAACGUGGGCUCUUUUCAACAUCCUCUAGAAAGGGAUUCAAAGCUACUGAUCCUUCUUCGGGCAUCUGAAGGGAUUUACUGUGAUCAUCUGGAGGAAAUAAAUGUCCACCCAGGGAGUAUUGGGGUUUAUGGGAAGGUGCAAAUUUAUAGCUCUUAUCCUGAGAAGUCUUGGACACAUCUUGGAGCUAGUGUUGCUCCUGGCAAUGAAAGGAUUAUGGUGGAGGAUGAAGUGGACUGGAGGCCUGAGGGAGAUCUUGUGAUCAGCUCUUCCUCCUAUGAAGCCCACCAAGCUGAACUAGUUACACUUAAAGAAGUCAGUGGUCAUAGUAUAACACUCCACGAACGCCUUAUCCACAGGCAUAUUGGGCAUCCCCAUGACAUAGAAGAUGGGAGAAGCAUCCCUUUGUCUGCAGAAGUUGGACUCCUAACACGGAAUAUACAGAUCAAGUCUGAUGUGCCUUGCACUGGGAAGAUACUGGUGGGACAUUUUACGGAUUCCAGUGGGAGAGAGUUUGAAGGUGUACUUCAACUCUUAAAUACUGAAUUUUUGAACUUUGGGCCUCCUCAACUUUCUGCUAUUGAAUUCAGGAAUGUAACUCAACGGUCCUCAGUGAUGUCAUCCACCAUUCAUGGUAGCUGUGGAGUUGGCAUUAAAGCAGUCAAGAGCAAUGGGAUCUGCUUGCAUGAUAAUAUAGUGUUCAACACGGUCGGACCUGGCAUCGAUUUGGAAGGGAAAAACCAUUCUCUCAUCAGGAACCUCGUUAUUCUAAGCAGACAGCCAGAGGGUUUAUUAAACUGGGUUGCUGGCAUCAAGGUGAAUCUUGUCAUUGGUGUCUCCCUCUAUGGCAAUGUUGUGGCAGGAUCUGAGAGGAUUGGAUUUCAUAUUAGAGGCCAAGAGUGUUUGCUGGAUGUUGAUUAUUGCAGUGAAAAUGUGGCCCAUUCAAAUCUUCACGGUAUUCAUCUGUACAGGGGAGAUGGAUUUCAGACCUGCACUAGAAUAACAGGCUUUCUGUCUUACAAGAAUUAUGACUAUGGUUUGAUGUUCCACCUUGGAAGCAGCGUCAUUAUAGACAGUGUGGUGCUGGUGGACAACACUGUGGGUCUCAUGCCAGUAAUACACUGUCUGUAUGCCAAGCAGUGCUACACGGGGAAAAGACUCCUUGAACUUAGAAACUCUACCAUUGUUGCAACAAGCUCAACUUUUGACUGCGUCAGAGACAGGAUCAAACCUCAAGCAGCUGACCUAACUUCCAGGGAUCGACCACCAUACUGCCUUCAAAGAGGCCGCGCUGGGAUGUUAUGGCCUAAAUUUACCACUGUGACCAGCCAGAGGGCAGAUAGCCCAUGGCACAGAAUUGUCCACUGUCCAAAAGUGCUAGGACUCAUGAAGCUGAAAGACGUCACAUUUACUGGUUUUACAAAGAGCUGCCACGGCGAAGACAGGGAUGUCUGCAUCAUGUCAGAUACUGACCAUUCAGGCAUCAUGCCUCUUAUCACAUCAGAGAGAUCGAGGAUGUUACGUGUCAAUGAAAAGGAUAAGUUCUACUUUCAUGCAGCAAGCUCUGAAGACACCACAUUCCCUGAAAAGAGCUGUGAAGGCUCAAGAAAGGCCCUUGUCAAGGAUUUGGAUGGAAAUCUCCUGGACCUAGAACCACCUGUUUCUGUUUUCCCAAAGUCAGAAUUUGAAUGGACAAGGUUCUACUUGCAAUCUGGAAUUUACAGAGAUGACAGCAAGUGUGUCUUCAAGCCCUCAGUACAAGGCUACUUCUGCAAACAGGCAGACUAUGCAUUUGUCAUCCUGGAAAAUUUAGACUCCAGCAUGGUCAAGCAGGACCUGUUUCCAGUAGUAGCAGUGACUGGCAGCUUUAUGGAUACCUUCAGUGACGGAGCUUCAGAUGCAUCGUGUCGUUCUGCACAGCACCCUUCUGCUCUCUUCUCUGUACUGCCAACCACCAGACUCACAACAGUUUGCUUCCCAGACCUUACGCCUCUGAUUUUCAGACUCUACCUCCUCAGUGGGCAGAACUCAACCAGACUGCCCCUUGCUAUUUUCUACAAUGAACCCCUCAGCCUUCGUGUCUUCACUGAAGGGAAAUAUAUCUCUCCAACUCUAUCUUCCUUCUCGUGGAAUGAAGGGGCAGGAACCAAUUAUUUUAGCUUUGAGGACAAUCUUCUCUAUGUCCUUCUUCAUGAAGAGGAGCCUGUACAAAUAGUCACUGGCCUUUCUCUUCAUGUGGCUUUCACUGUAACUGAGACCACUGGGGAAGAGGGUGAGGCAAAUAUCAUGCAUCAGUUGGCUGAUUUCUUGCAGGUUGGUCAUGAUCAAGUCAGAAUAGUCUAUCGAGUGCCGGGAGGUGAAAGCAUGUUGGAAGUCAUCUCAGACAAUGCUAGCAAAAAGAAAUAUCACUGCCCCAACAUGACGUUUUGCACGACCUUUCAUAGCAGAUCUGGAUCAUGGGGACGAGGGAGAGCAGCAGUAAAUGCUCGAGUUGUGCAGUCGUCUGAUGCAGCUGGUCCAUCAAAAGUGCUGAUUUUUGAAUUUGGUGAUCCACCAGGCCACCAAAUAAAUGAGUUCCAGCGUUCCUUAACAAUUGACAGUUUAAAGAUCCUGGCUAGUGCAAUUAUCAAUGCUCAUCAGACUGGAGACCUUCAGACAGUCCUGGGCUUACCGGUUGAUACUAUAAUGGUGAAUCAGCCUGACUUACUGUUCUCAGGAAGAGAUAAUAGGAGCAGACAGCACCUAGGAACUUGUUUGUAUGUGAGGCCCUAUAGCAUCUCUGUUCACGUGCAGCCUUCAGAUGGAGAAACUGAAAAGCAGCUUCCUGUACAGCCGCAAAUUGUUUUCCUGGAUAAGAAGGGUCGAAGAAUUGACACACUGGGGCCUCCCUCAGAACCCUGGGUUGUUUCAGCUCACCUCAAGGGCUCCUUUGAGGCUGUCCUAAAAGGGCUCACUGAAGUACAGGUGAUAGGUGGAUGUGCUAGCUUUUCCAAUCUGGCUGUCUCCAGCUCAGGCACCAACUGGAACCUCGUGUUCACUGUCACAUCACCACCAGGAGCUAAAUUCACUGUGCUAUCUCAGCCGUUUACCAUCUUCCCUGUGCCCGUUGAAGAGAAGGCCAGCUUGAUUCUCGUUGUCUUAAUGAGUGCAAUAGCAUCUGCAUUUGUUGUCACUCUUGUGCUCUGCUGGUUCAAGAAGAGCAAAAACAACAAAACGAGGACUAAGAGGACAGAUGUACCACAGGCCAGUACCAAGGCACCCCAAAAGCAAGCACAUCCUCAUGCACCUCAUGUCCAGCCCUGCUACGAUCAAAGACAGAAUGACAAUGGUGUGCCUGUAGCAAGAGAAGUGGAAGAGACUGGAGCAGUGAGACAUGAGGUGGGACAAGGGAAGGAGCUGAGCCCACAGCUGUGUGAAGCCACGCCAGUGAGAAAGGCAAACGCCCUACAGCGAAAGACAAGUAACAGAGAUAUCUUCUCUUCAGCCAGGAAAGGUGGCAAUCACCAACAGCCUUGUGGAGGAACAGCUCAUGGGGGCUCUGUGGAGCUUCAACAGGCUUCUGUCUUGGGGUGCUCUGCCCAGAAGGAUGUCCCACAGCCUCCUGAUGGUUGUAAUGAGGAAAGAGGGAAUUUGGAUGCAGUGUACAGCCCUCAGGAGGAGGUCAGAGAGCAGACUGCUAUGGGAGCAGCAGCAGAGGGAUAUCAGAAGUCAUGUCAGGCAGUGGAGCAAUGACCAAGCAAGCUUUGCCUUUCUUGAGGUCACUGUGAAAUUGUUUUAUUUUGUCUCUGUGGUUGGAGGAGUGCACACAUACUGUCACAGAAAGCUGUUACGUUGUGCAUGUACUAAUGAACUUGUGAAAUUGUUCCACAGCCAACUGGGGAACCAUGGCUAUGUCUAGGCUACUAAUCAUAGAGUCAUAGAAUCACUGAAUCAUAGAAUCAUGGAGUGGCUUGGGUUUGAAGGGACCUCGAAGCUCUCUUAGCUUCCAUGAAAAGUAGGUGCAGCCAAAUAACCUGUUGAGAAUAGUCCUUGGCUUCUGACACCCUGAAACUCAGCCUUUAAAACUUGUUUGGAGGAUUGUUAGCUGGGUCAGGCCAAAGGCAUUCAGAGAUUACCAAGCAAUUCAGCACUGCAGGUGGGGGAGUUUCCACACCCACAACCUCACAUUAAUGUGCUCACACUGAUGUAGUCUUAGUAGCUAGAGCAAUAUUGAUUGGAGUGUUUACCCAUACAUACACGUAUAUAAGAAUUUGUUCUUAUCUUCCCUCUCAAAGAAUUUCAGUAUGUGCAUAAAUCUUCUCCUUUUCCUGAGGAAAAAACAAGUAAGCAACUGUUCAGUUUCACUGUGACUUCCAUGCUUCCCUAGUUAAAUCUGUGCUUAAGAAUACUUCUUUUGUUUGUCUUGUUUUUGAAACUGAAGUGUUUUGUUUUAUCUCUCCACCACGCCAUUAUUUUCUAACACCUUUAAAUCACUGACUUGUUAUGAACAGAACUGUUUAUGAGUGAUAAUAAUAAUACUGAUGUGCUUCAGCUGCUCAGAGAAUUCCUCUGUGCUUUGGUUUACUGAGCUGGAAGAUGAGGAACUUUAUUAUACUCGCUCUGUACCAUAAACUUCUUGGUUACAAUAUGCCCUGAUAGCACGAGCAAGAAUGUAUACUUCUCUGUAAGAAAAAUACUUAUUUAGGAAGAAGGUGAGAGACAUUGAUUUAAAGAAUAAACCAGGCUUCAAAUGCGCUGAACUAAGAUGCAGGUGCUGUUUGGUGAGCUACUCAAUUCUCUGGGGAUGAAAGUCUUAUUCUAGAUCUUUAACCCAAAGGGAGGCCCAAUGUGUGCAAAAAUUCACAUUCCCUUGUUGUAAAGUACGUGCACCUUGAGUCCGAGCUGAAGGGUGAAGAUAUGGAUACGCCUGAUGUUUAAAAUGUGAACAGGAUGUAGAAGGUUAAUGAGAAAACAGAUUAUGCCUUUGGAGACAUAGAGAACAGUCAGCUGCAGUUAUCAGACCCUACUGCCUAUAGGUUCAGCCAAAAUGGAAUAACUUCAUUUAUACCCACUGUUGAGGAUGCUCUUCAUCUGUACAAGCUCCCAAACUGUGCUUUUUCUGGGCAUUUUGUAGGGAAGUUCUAACUGGAUCAGCAUGCAUAGCAGCAGAGCAGUGCUUGAUCCCUGAUCCUUGUCCUCUUUUUGUCCAGCAGUGCAAGCACAGCCGUAAGGACUGAUGCACAUGUAUGAUCCCAGCCACACUUCCCACUAAUAGAAGUAAAUCCUGUACUCAAGGCACUGAUAUUCUUGAAAUCAUGGCUUUGUAAUGUGAGAUCUUUUUGGUUUCAUCUAGAUUUCCUUUUUUGGAUGAGUUGAGUUUGGCUCUAAAAGCAUCUCCAAUCCACCAUGAGUUCAUAUAAUGACAUGUACAUUGGUUAGAUGAACCUCAGCCUGCCAGGUGUAGCUGGAUGCAGGACAGAUAUAGUCACAGAAGAACAGAUAAUACCUUCCCCUCUUGUCCUUCUGUUGCAGUGUGAGAAUUCAAAAAGGCCUGAGCUGAAAGGGUGCAUAGUGUCUGUGCUGCUGGAAAAGAACCUCUCUUGCUCUUUCAUUCUGAUCAAAGAGGCAAUAAUUGAACCAAUUAAACUGCAAAUAAGAUCUGACUCAUCGGCCAACUUUUAUUUCAGUUCCAUCCAGACAACUCUCACUUUAGUUGUAUUUUUGGGAUCUUUUUGACCUAUAAAUGAUUAUGGUGUCUUUCUGAUGUCUCUGCUGGGAGAAAGCUGCUAUAUUAAAGAAAUGUUGUCCAUAUCAGAUCAUCACAGGUUGAUAAAUAUUGGGCGCUGUGCUAUAUUGAGUUUGUAAGUAUCAUUUUCAGGUAAAAUCACAGGAAUUCCAGGCUGAGCCAGGCACCUGACUGUUCGUGCUGGAGCUUCUCUGGCUUAUGACUGCUGAGGAUGAGGGCCUUAUGUUCCAUGCAGAAUAUCAGCUGUUCUGACCUCUUCCAUGCAGGAGGACCAGGAGUUUCUUCUAACUUUUUCUGCAGAGGUCAAAAUAUUCUCUUAUGUAAAUCAAUAUAGUAGGUCCCUCAUGGUUCACAGUCCAAAUAAGGUUUACCUUGCAGUUAUGUCGAGGCUUGGUGACAUGAUUUAAAGGCCCUUCCUUUCCUCCACAGCUGCACCCAGCUUUACUUUCACAUAGUAGAUCUUUUCCUUUCUGCAGACAAACAGUUCCUCCAGCACCUGAGCCCUGCACUCCUCAGGUAGUUCGACUCCUGCUAGGUGACUCUAUCACAUCCAAGCAGAGUGAAAGCAAAUAACAUAUCACUGGAAAUGUCAGAAUUUAUGCAAAUGAUAUCCAGAUAAUAUUGAAUAUAAACGAUAUGCAGAAAUUAAACAGUAGAGCCUUCUUUGGGGGAAGAAGAUGACAUAUUGGAAAGAGUUAAGGGCUUUGAUUAAUCCUUUAAUUCAUAAUCCUAGCAUUUAUCAAAACUUUGUUUACAGAGUAAGUAAUGUCUUGCAUGUCUAAUGGAGUAAGCAGGGGUAAAUAACAUUUAAUUGCAGUAUGGUUGAUCUCAGUUUCCUGCAUCACUGUGCAUUAAUUGAGUGAGUGGUGGAGCAUGGGAAACAAGUGUGGAAAAAGUGAAGAAAACGUGAUGAGAAUUCGUGAUGCAAACACAAAGUGAGCCCUGAAUAAAUAAGAAAUUUGAACACUCGUGUGUGGGGGAAGGAAAUCAUCACGGUGAUCAUGAAAGAAAUAUGAUGUUAAAUAGUGGUCGAAGAGCAUGCUGAUGAAGGAGGUUGUGUCUUUUCAAUAAAUAGCUGCUCUUAGACUAAUAGCAAAAAUACCUGGUUGAAAUUGAAUCUUGCUUCUCUGUGGCUUAGGCAGAAGCAGACUUGUUUUGAGAACUUCACCAUCUGGGCAGGCAAAGGCAAAACAGACUUACAAGGAACACAUGGCUAGCUGCACAGACAUUGCUGAGCUGCCCAAGCACUGUAGAAUCAUAGAAUUAUUUGAGUUGAAGGGGCCUUUAAAGGUCGUCUGUUUUCUCCUCCCUGCAAUGAGCAGGGACACCCAUAGCUCCAUCAGUGCUCAGAGCCCCAUCCAGGCUGACCUUGGGUGUCUCCAGGACACGGCAUCCACUACUGCUCAGGCCAGUGCCUCAUUGCCAUAAUUGUUAUUAACUUCUUCCCUGUAUCCAGUCUAAAUCUCCUCUCUUUUAGGUUGAAACCAUUUCCCAUGUCCUGUCACAAUAGACCCUGCUGAAGAGUCUGAUCAGUGCUUUUGGUGAUUUUGCCCAAGACCCUUAAUGUUGACAUUCUGGAGUUGUCCUUAGUCCUUUUCCUAAGAUUGGGCCAACAGCAACACCAAUCUCCAUCUUUGCAUGAUGGCUUUUUGUGGAUAAGGCUGGCUGCCCAAAUACCCCUUGAUAUGAAGGCAGUCUGAAAAAAGUGGUGAAGAUGGAAUGGGGUAGGAAGGUGGUGGAAGGAGACAGAUGAGAAACCACAGCAUGACAUGUGGGAUAUCCAUGAGGGAACAGGGAGUCUUGAUAGAUCUGAGAUUAUGAAAGCCUUCUGGCCCAGCUGUAGGGGAUUCAGAUGAAAGGAGCUCCCUGUUUUAAGUUGUCGUCGUCCAUCUUCUGGUGUGAAAAGACAGAAGGAUUUUGUCUCAAUCUCAGCUUUUUGAAGCAGUCUAAUGGCAUGCUGUGGUGAAGACAUAUGCUCUAAUGUGGCCUGCAUUGAGGCAAACUGCAAGGGAUGGAAUCUGCUAGAGAAGGACCGGUGAGGUAUUGACCUCCAAGACCCAAACUCUUUCUUGACAGUCAUGUUGAAUGUCAGUGAAACUGGGAAAGUUUGGCUGUGCUGCAGCUAAUAGCAAAUAUUUCAUUGAAUUUGCUGGGUUUUGGGUUUCCACCCGCUCUGCUUGACACCUUUUUCUGUAAUCCCAUCAUGUCCAAUGCCACUCAGACUGUUUUGUUAUACAUAAGGGUGCAGCUGAAAAGGUGCCUUAUUUUUAACCUUGCUCUCCAGGAUUUCCUGACUUCUUAGACAAUGCUAUUGUCAAAAUUAUUCUUUCUUUUAUUUUUAUUUUUAUUUUUUGUCUUUUUCCCUUUUAUGGAAGUGAUAUUUUUUCCUCUUAUGUCUGAAGCAGAGGAGUGCAUUACAGACAAAUUUGCCUAAGGCUUUGGGCCAGAGCUGAUGAGACUUCACGAAGAUACAGGAACAGGCACAUGGAUAGAAAAGAGAAAGUCUGUGAAAAAUUAAAAUGACAAGGCUGGUUAAGGAGCGGAGAUAACUGGUGAUGUAGUGAAAUUAAUUACAGUCUGGGUUGAAGGAAUUGUGUGCCUAAGACAAAAUUAAAAAAAAAAAAAAGAGAAACCAAAUAACAGCAAUAGGAUUAUAAACCCUUUCAUCAUCUCUAUAUGGUAUAACUGUUUAUUAUGGCAGUUAUUUCUAUAACAUGAGAGGUAACAAUGGCAAGGAAAGGGGGUGAAUCUCCCCUCAAAAAGUGCUGAUUCUGCAGCAAAAAGCCUAAUUGAGAGUGGAAUUGCGCAAACAAAAUAUCCUUCAGUGGACUAGGAACUGUAAAAGAAAACAUUUACUUUAUCAGUAAUGCUGUCUGAUGCAACACUCCAACGCUAAUCAUAGAAUCAUAGAAUAUUUUGACUUGGAAGGGACCAAUAUAACGGUAGGCACUCACUGAUUAUACAGACUCACAGAAUUUUUCAUUUUUCAUUUAAUUAUUUGCAACCAUUAUGCAUAUGCCAAGAGUUGAACGGAUACCAGCUUUGUACAGACAAGAAGAGCCUGACCGAAAAUGUGGGAAAAGUUGAGUGACCAUUUGUUAUGAAAACAAAACAGUAAAAAGAUGAUGGGAAGACCCAGAUAGGCUGCAGGAUCAUUCCAGUAUUUCUCAUUCACUGGCAAAGUGUCCUGGCAUGGUGAGUUCUCUGGUAUGUAAAAGGGGUGAAAUAAAGCAUUUAAUAAUGGAGGUUGAAAUGUCUUUUGGAGGAGGAUGAUCAGUGGGGUGUUUACCCUCUACUUUUAUUUUCUUUAUUCAUUUUCUUUUUUUUUUUUGUAUUAUUUUACUUUACAUUGGGACCAACAAAAAGUAGAAAAGGAAUAGGAAAGAAAAACUGAAAACACAACACUGCAAAAUUGGUGAUACGUAUAAAUGCAUACAUACACACAUUAUAUGUAUAUACAUACUAUACAUAAAUAUAAAUAUGCACGUAUAUAUAUAUGCAUAUAUAUAUAUAUAUAUAACUACUCAAUUUAUCCUUAAUUUUAUGCUCAAGGUGAAAAAUAUGGUGCACAGAAAUCAUAACAAAAUGGAGGAUGGUGUGAAAAAAGCAUCUGAUCUUUUGAUCCUUUCUCUUCACUCUCACUGAGGUAAAUAGUUUUAUCCUAAUAUGCUCCUAUUACAUCCUAUCAGGUUUGUCUUAGGUGCUUCAGUUCAAAGCUUUUUCUCUCACAACAGAAGAUAAACGAGAAAUAGUUUGUAUUGCUGAUGAGCUUGGCUCUAUUUGCAGUUAUGAACGAAGGCCAUGACAGAGGAUUGCAUAUAAACUUCAUAAACCUUUAAAUAGUUUCCAUGUUGGAUCAGACCAGACACUCGUGCUGAGGGCUGCUGGUGUUUGGAGAAAAAUAUGACCAAAAAGGAAAUAUAAGGUGAACAUUCCUUGGAUUUGACCUUAAGCAAGAGUAGACUUCUGGGACUGGUGGUUGCAUUGGCAUUUUGGAUGGACCCAUUUUCCCUGAAUGUUUUAUGAAAGUACAGCGUUGAAUUAUUUAUAUCCUAUGAGUGAAAAAGAAAUUAUUUUGGCUUUUGUUUUAAAAGUACUGCUGUGUAUUUCCCAAGUUUUGUUGUGUGAAUAAUGGGGAGAAAUUCUGUUUUUCUAGAUGUUGAGCCUAUUCCUUCAAGUCAGAGUCCCAUGGGAUGGAGGGAACAGAUAAGGGUUUCCCACAGGAGCAGAAGAGGAGAAUAUAUACUCAGUCCUCCCAAAGAAGAGCUCUUUGCCUCUGGAUUUAUGCAGUGAAUCCCUAUGCAUGCAGGGCCAUUGGUCAGAGAAACGAGCUAGAUGUGAGCUGAGCACAGAGCAUGCUCCAAAAUGCUCUGCUGGGGUGGGUGUGGGUUACCUCAUUCAUUUCCCUGGAGGUCACUUGUCCAUCCCCAGCGAUGGGUUAGGUGUGGCUGAAUUAAUUCAUACCUUCAUUCCUGCUGCAUCUCUGCCUUGCAAAGUACAUUACACGUGAAGCCAGUGCCCAAGACAUGCCAAACCUUGCAGCCAUCAAAGGCAGCACUGUUAAAAAUAACCCAUUUCUCCUCUCCCCCCACUCCCUUGACUGUCUCUCCAUGUCUGGGUGCUGACAAAAGUUAUUUGUCGUAUUCCCUUCAUUCGGUGAGUGACAGGAGACUGGUGUCAAGUGAGAAAAUGAAAUGUAAAUUUUAUUAAACACCUUCUCAUCUCUGUGUAUCAAUCCAGAUUCCAGCCUAACACAGCAAAUCAAAUCCUGUCUUCGCCAGGCCUGAGGGCACACAGAGAAUCAUUUCUCCUUAAUACCAUUCCCUCCUAGUAAAAUAUUUUUCUGUUUAGUAAAUGAAAAUUUAAAAUGCAAACCCUAUUUUAAUCCCUGAGAAAAGAUGUGCGUCGCAGGGAGAAAGAUGCUGUAUUUCAUUCUGUUACGCCUUGUGCUUUCUUCUUGUUCUCAGACCCAGCAAUGAUGAUGAGCUGAAGCAUAAAUUGUGACUCCGAUUUCAGUCUUGCCCACUGGGAAUCUUUAUCUUCGUGUCCACCACUGGGCUUAGUAGCACGUCCAAAGAUGAUACAGCAUCCACUUGUUCAAUCUAAAAUUGUAUGGUAGAUUAUGUGAUGAACCAAAGACUGAGUCACUGUUCCCAAAUGAACAGGAUCAGAAGUUGCUCUCUGUGGGUCCUAAUGCCUCUGUUUCUUUAAGAGUGAGACUUGUGGAGCAUAGUAAGAUGGUUAAAUUUUCACUGAGGGAAUCUUUUAAUUCUUCUUUUUGAUGAGCAAAAUCGAGGUUGAUUUGAGUUCUUUGGUAGUCACCAACUGAAUGUAAGUAUUCUUUUGCAGUUGGCGACAGUAUGGAAACAUCUAUAUUUAAUAAAGCUGUGUAGAGGUGGAAAUAGAGAUGGAGAGAAUACAGAUGUGAGAUAAAGCCUGUACACAUGACUCAUUCUCCUCCUCUCCCCGUACCUUCAGGAGGUGACACUGCAGAAUAGUUUUAUCAAAGUCAGUGAUUAACUGGUGCUUUGUCUGCAUCUGUGGUGGUGGAAGCACUGGGUCACUGCUCUCUGAUGAUUUGGUGAAGGACCAAAGCCAAGACCUAAUUUUCAUCUGAACUCCGUGCUGCUAAUUAUUACUAGUUAAGUGUCUGUUCUAAUCUUGUUCUUCCUCAUAUACAGUUAAUAGAGACAGAUAUGCUCUCCAGAGGGUACUUCACUUCACUUCCCAUAUACAGCCAUCACAGGAUGAGAUGAAUCACCCUCUGGAAGUGGUUGUCUCUCUGUGGGGCUUACAUGAAUAGCUGAGAUGAGAUGCUGGCUUCUCAUCUUGUCAAGCAGGCAUUUCAGUUGAAUCUGUUUGUGGUCUUCCUAAACUAUCAUAGAAUGGGCUGGGUUGAAAAGGACCGCAAUGCUCAUCCACUUCCAACCUCCUGCUAUGUGCAGAGUUGCCAGCCACCAGGCCAGGCUGCCCAUAGCCACAUCCAGCCUGGCAUCCCUAGAUAGAGCCCAUGCUCCUCACUGAGCAGCUCCUAACACAUUGUAAGAUCUAUUUUGGAUGGGAAAAAGGGCUCUGGAGCGCACAAAUGCAGUAUGAGUAAGUAUUAAUUAUGAGGUCAGUCAGUGUUCUCAGCUUGCUGGUCCAAGAGUUGGCCACAGCACAUGUAUUCAAGGAGGCUAAAAGUCUGUGCAGUGGAGAAAAUUGUAGUAAUUCUAAAGAAAAUAUAUUUGUAAUAAAUGGAAAAUUAUCUUGUUAUAUUCUUUUUUAAUUUCAAGGUUUUCCUUCAAAGGGAAGUAGUAGGAUCUCACUAGCACUAAUCACAGUUUUUCCAACCCGUCUUGAAGGAGAAGCUGUGCUGUGGUCCAUGAAUCAGGGACAGAAUGCAUGAAGCAGGGAAGAGUUAAGUAACACACCAAAGCUUGCAGCAGGAACAAGUGGGAAAAAAAUCAUUAAAAGCACACAUUUCCCUUGGCUAUCUGUCCUCAGACAAAUUCUCUACACCAUUUUUGUUAUCUGAGCCUGUUUUGGAGAGGAAAACUGUCCUCGGCUCAAGUCUGCAUCCUGCCACCAAUUCCCCUCUGCAACCUUAGGCCACUCAUUUAAAGUCUCUGCCCUUCAGCUCCUCAUGAGCAAAAUGAGAAUGCUAAUACAGCUUCUCCAUACUGCAGUCCACUCUGCCCACUUGGGCUGCAGGGUCCUCUGCACAGAUGCUGUUGCAAAAUAAUUAUUUUCCAAGCACGGUUGAAUCCUGGCAUCCUUGAAACAAAAUGGUAAGAACAGUGAUUUUAAUCAUAACAGAAAUACAGAAAUAGAAAUAAUAAACGUAGCCAUACUGGUUUUACUUGCAAGGUGCUGAGGGUUAAAGGAGGAAAAGGUGCAGUUCUGUGCAGCAGAGCUGUCACAUCACACAAAUUGCCAGCUUCCCUAAUAUCACCAAUCCCUCCUCCGCCUCACCAACUUAAAUUCUCCCGUGCCUCAAGGUAGGUGGGUGCUGGGACUCAGUGCUCCAGAUACAUCCACACCGGAGAUCAGUCAUUUCACACCGCCACUGGGCUUCUUUACUAUUCUAAUACAGAACCGAUUGCACACUAUGACUAAUAAUGUUGGCGGUAUGAAAGAAUUAUUUAUAUAGAGACUGAGAAAGGCCUCCUUGGAUUUCUAGACAGGACAGUCUUGAUUUGGAGAGAGCAAAGCAUAAAAUAACUGCAGGGCCAUUUCAGACUGCAGUCGGCUCCAGGAGGAGAAUUGACAAUUGGCGUUUGAAUUCGGUGUAUGCAGCUGUAUGGAGUGUGGCAAACUUUCUUCGUAGAGAGAAAUCCCCCAUCCUCAGAAAGAGAGGUACAACUAGUGAAUGCCUCUCAACAUAUGCGUGUGGAAAAUAGAUUCUGCCAAUUACAUUGAUAGGGUUUUUUUUUCUAUGAGGUUACGUGUUCACUUAAUACAGAUAAUGCUAUUAAAACAAUCGGAAACCGUGGGACAUCAGACUUACUGCGUGAUGAUAUUUUGCAUUGCAAACCUAGAGGAAUAGUGGAUGGUGGAUGAAAAAUAGUCUGGCAGGCUCAAAAUAUGUUUACAGAAUCAUAGAGCCAUAGAACCACUAAGGUUGAAAAAAGCAACCACUGAGAUCAUCCAGUCAAAUCCCAACCCAGCCCCACCGUGCCCACUGACCAUGUCCCUCAGUGCCACAGCUUCUUGAACUCCUUCAUGGAUGGUGACUCCACCGUGUCCCUGGUCAGUCUGUCCCAAAAGUCACUGCUGAGCUUCUGUUUCUAAUCUGGUCACAAAGGGGAUCAUUUUUUGUCCAGAUGAUAUUUUAGUGAUGUUUCACCUAUAAACCCAAAAGCAAUCUAAAAGCUGGUAAUCAACUGGCUAAUGAGACAGAGAUUCAGGGAAUGACAAAUAAAUAAAGAAAGAAAUAAAAAA